This is a messenger RNA of Brassica napus (rape), 1086 nucleotides long. RefSeq lists its product as uncharacterized. The record is from RefSeq and is a predicted model, not a curated record. NCBI's taxonomy places the organism in Eukaryota, Viridiplantae, Streptophyta, Magnoliopsida, Brassicales, Brassicaceae.
AUGAAAAAUCUGGUUCGACUAUUGUUGCUCCUACUCGGUAGUUCCAUAGCAGGUUUUUUCGGACGUUUUCUAGGAUCAGAAGGAAGCGCUAUUCUGACCACUACGUGCGUUUCAUUCUUCGCACUGGUGGGCUUCCUAUUUUUAUUUCGAAUUUAUUACUUUUGUUUGAAAGGACCACUGAGGGGGAUUCUCAAUCUCUUCUUGGUCUUUUUCAUCGCCGUGGUAAUAUCUUUGAUACAGAUCAAAGUCAUCCACCUAGUGAGUCCGGCUUUGCCCCUGUUGGAGCCCAUUAUAUGGGCUGCAGUAGGAGGGAGAGCACUUCCUUCUACGGGCGCUAACGGGGCGGAGAGGGACACCAUGUGGGAGGAGGAUUCCUUUGAACUUUGAGUUCUCGAGGAAUCAUUCUCGGACUCCCCCCCGGCAGAGGAGUCCCAGACGGAAGAGGGUUCACCCUCGGUAAAUGAGCUUCCUCCCCAGGAAGUUGGGCCAUCUGUCCCCUAUCAGGACCAGGGCCUACCUACGGAUAGGAAUGGUAACCCGAUGGAUCUUAAUGCUCGGCCCUCCCUCUCGUCGUUGUACAACGAAAUAGAGAGUUCCGACUCUUAACGAGCGUGGAAUCUCCAAUUGGCGGACGAUCUGGAGCAAAUUCAUGAAAUGGAACGGAACCUCCAGAACGAGAGGGAUCCCUACCGUUGUCGGGAAGUAGCCGCGCGCAUAGAUCAGGAUGUGCGCGAGCUGGAGCGACAAAUUUCCCUCUGUCAAACCCGAGAUGCAGUUCGGGAUGAUCAACUGGACGUAUGGAUGGAGGGGCUUUAUGAGGAAUUAGCAACGCAUGGGGAGAAACAGGCCCGCCUUACGUUACUAAAUUCGUGGCUCAAGGUGAUCAUCCAUACACGGAAUCACCAACCCCCAAAAAACUAAAGCUUUCGUUCUCUUCUUUUUUUUUACUUGAUUGGCAGGUGUACAACAACCUUAACCGCGCAAGCCUGGGCUGGGCCUACCUCCAUCCUUAGAGGAGCCAUAUGAGGUGGAAGCCCCACGUACGGUUUUGAAGCCGAGCCUUUCCAGCAAUGGGGCUUAGGGACC